Messenger RNA from Diceros bicornis minor, 1403 nucleotides. RefSeq names its product C1D nuclear receptor corepressor (gene C1D). The record is from RefSeq and is a predicted model, not a curated record. The coding region runs from base 253 to 678 and encodes 141 amino acids. Gene Ontology annotation, cellular component: nucleolus; exosome (RNase complex). Gene Ontology annotation, molecular function: RNA binding; DNA binding. Lineage: Eukaryota; Metazoa; Chordata; Mammalia; Perissodactyla; Rhinocerotidae. Gene Ontology annotation, biological process: maturation of 5.8S rRNA; regulation of gene expression. The transcript is spliced from 5 exons.
UUCCGGGUGGGUGCUGGCCGAAUAUAAAUCUAGAAAAAGAUAUCCACACUCCUUCCACGGUAUUGGCCUAUAGCACUUCAGAAUACCGCCUUUGACAGCGGAGGGGGGUCAAGGCACGAGGGGACCGGGAGAGCCCGUGAGGUCAUCACAGAGCGCCGUUGGCGCCGCGGGCAGAGCCGGUGCGACACUGACGUCACCGCCGUCCGACUGCUUCUCGGGAGACAGGAGUGGAAGGCCGGCGAGUUGGCCAUAAUGGCAGGUGAAGAAAUUAAUGAAGACUAUCCAGUAGAAAUUCAUGAGUAUUUAUCAACAUUUGAGAAUUCCAUUGGUGCUGUGGAUGAGAUGCUGAAGACUAUGAUGUCUGUUUCUAGAAAUGAGUUGUUGCAGAAGUUGGACCCACUUGAACAAGCGAAAGUGGAUUUAGUUUCUGCUUACACAUUAAAUUCAAUGUUUUGGGUUUAUUUGGCAACUCAGGGAGUUAAUCCUAAGGAACAUCCAGUAAAGCAGGAAUUGGAAAGAAUCAGAGUGUACAUGAACAGAGUCAAGGAAAUAACAGACAAGAAAAAGGCUGGCAAGCUGGACAGAGGCGCAGCUUCAAGAUUUGUAAAAAAUGCCCUCUGGGAACCAAAACCUAAAAAUGCAUCCAAAGUUGCCAAUAAAGGAAAAAGUAAAAAUUAACUUUUUGGUUUUGAUGUAUGUAUAUUCAAAAAGUACAUCAUUUUUAUUGUUUAUCACAAAAUGAUGAUUAUGUGGCAAUGCAGGGUUUAAAUGUAUUCUGUAUUGAAUUCAUAUAUAAAGUUUACAUUUUAAAUUUCUAAUGAUAAAUACUUUUUUUCCUCCAGAAAGAUUGUUAUCUUUAUUGAUUAUCCUGUGAUUACUGUGAGGUUUUUAACAUUGUGGUAUAUUUUAUAUUUAUAGUUUACCAUCUCUCUUCACAAGACUCUUAUUUCCUUGUAUAGGUCAGUCUUUCAAGUACCAUUUUAUAAGCAACUAUGAAAUUUAAGUUAAAUGUUCUUUGUAAACAUUUGUCUAUCUUGAAUAAAUGACUUUAUGAAGUAUGCUAUCUGAAAGCUGAAAUUAUAAAUACAUCAGUUUUCACUAUAUAAUAUUAAGAAAGAAUGAAAUGACUUAAAUGUCCAUUUUUUUCUGUGCAGUUCAUCAUGUUUUCAUGAUUUUGGGAAUUAUUGCUUUUUUUGAUAUUUGAAGUGUGAAAUUAAAACUUUCAGGUUAUACUUUAAUUCUUGGCACUUUUCUUCUAUGUCCCAUUUAAAGUAAAAUAUAUUCUCAAUUAACUUUAGAUGGGAAAUGGGGUUGUGUAUUGAUGGGAGGUUGUAUAUUCAUGGCUGAAUUUCAGCAUAAUGGCUAUACCCUAUCAAUAAAGGCUAUAAAUGUUGUGUAGCUUA